UAGGGCAUUAUACUCCUCAGUCCUCAUCCCCCUCACCGUGUGAUACAGCGCCUCCAUAUCUAGGUUUUCACUCUCUAUCUGAGCACGAAAAGCCAUGGCAGACGUUGAGAUUGGGAUCCCUCAGGAUCCAGUGCAGGCUCACCACGAUGUUAAGCUCUUCAACCGCUGGAGCUUUGAUGACGUUCAGGUCAGUGACAUUUCACUUGUUGAUUAUGUGGGAGUUGUACCAGCCAAGCAUGCUACCUAUGUUCCUCACACUGCUGGAAGAUACUCAGUCAAGCGAUUUCGUAAGGCCCAGUGUCCAAUAGUUGAGAGGCUUACAAACUCUCUGAUGAUGCAUGGUAGGAACAAUGGAAAGAAACUCAUGGCCGUCAGGAUUAUUAAACAUGCAAUGGAAAUUAUUCAUUUGCUGACUGAUCUGAACCCCAUACAAGUUAUUGUUGAUGCUGUUGUCAACAGUGGACCCCGUGAAGAUGCAACCCGUAUUGGCUCUGCUGGAGUUGUUAGGCGUCAGGCUGUUGAUAUUUCCCCACUGCGCCGCGUAAAUCAGGCUAUUUAUCUCCUUACCACUGGAGCUCGGGAAUCUGCAUUCCGCAAUAUUAAGACCAUUGCCGAAUGCUUGGCAGAUGAACUUAUUAAUGCUGCCAAGGGUUCCUCCAACAGCUACGCCAUAAAGAAGAAGGAUGAGAUCGAGAGAGUUGCCAAGGCAAAUCGUUGAGGGAUCAGAUUAGAAAUUUCUAUACCCUUGACGAGGGGUUUUGGCUCGGUAUUUCUUAGUACUUCAAUUAUCUGUAGAAGUCUUGAACAUGGUGGUUGGUGUUUUUUUGGGGGAACGAGGAUUUACUUUAUGUUUGUUUGGAGUUUAUAUCUAAUUUAUGGAUAUUGAGUAAUUUCAAGUGAGAAAUGUUUACUUUUGUUGA
This is a messenger RNA of Carya illinoinensis, 920 nucleotides long. RefSeq names its product 40S ribosomal protein S5. The coding region runs from base 95 to 718 and encodes 207 amino acids. Gene Ontology annotation, molecular function: mRNA binding; rRNA binding; structural constituent of ribosome. The transcript has 4 exons. Gene Ontology annotation, cellular component: cytosolic small ribosomal subunit; ribosome. The record is from RefSeq and is a predicted model, not a curated record. NCBI's taxonomy places the organism in Eukaryota, Viridiplantae, Streptophyta, Magnoliopsida, Fagales, Juglandaceae. Gene Ontology annotation, biological process: ribosomal small subunit assembly; translation.